Molecule: messenger RNA, 744 nt
Organism: Lycium ferocissimum
Lineage: Eukaryota; Viridiplantae; Streptophyta; Magnoliopsida; Solanales; Solanaceae
Exons: 1
Coding region: 1-744 (247 amino acids)
Molecular function (GO): zinc ion binding; nucleic acid binding
Source: RefSeq, a predicted model, not a curated record
AUGUCCGUUAGAGAGUAUAGUGUGGAGUUUGACUCUUUAGCUAGAUAUGCCCCUUCUAUUGUGCAGGAUAUGGAGGAUAGAAUCCACCACUACGUAAGGGGAUUAGAGCCGGAGUUACAGGAGGCUUGUAUGGCAGUUGCCAUGCAGCCGGGUAUGGAUAUAGCUCGUGUUCAAGCUUAUGCCCAGGGGUCAGAAGAUCGGAAGCGUCAGCGAGAGGCUACCUCGGGGCAGAGUAGUGGUCAGCCCAAGAGGGCCAGGUCGGAGGGUCAGAAUAAAGGUUCCACCAGAGAAAGCAGACCCCAGUCUAGCGCAUCCUCGCAGUUUCAAGGAUCUCAGCGGGGUAGGGAGGCUUUUCCUAGACAAAGACAAAAUUUUUCUUAUGCGUCGGGCUCCCAGCAGCAGGCGGGGUCAGGGCAGGAGGUGAUGCCCCCUCCCCAAUGUGCGACUUGUGGGAGACGCCACGUAGGGCGAUGUCGGCGUGGCGUGUGUUAUACUUGUGGUGAUCCGACGCAUUAUGCUAGAGACUGUCCGCAAGGAGUGGGCCAUACUGCUCUUGGAAACUCGGCAGCAGCGUCGUCACCUUCGGUGAGAGCCCCCGAGACAGGACCUCAGGCUUCCUCCGGUCGAGGUAGGGGCGGAGGUAGAGCCCCUAAUACCAGUACGGGGCCACAUCGUAUCUACGCGCUAGGGGGAAGACCGGAUCCAGAGGCUCGACAGGAUACACCACCAGGUAAUCUACGUUAG